This is a messenger RNA of Coniosporium apollinis CBS 100218, 240 nucleotides long. RefSeq lists its product as uncharacterized. The record is from RefSeq and is a predicted model, not a curated record. The transcript has a single exon. Lineage: Eukaryota; Fungi; Ascomycota; Dothideomycetes. The coding region runs from base 1 to 240 and encodes 79 amino acids.
AUGUCCCUCCCAUGCAUCAAUUCCGGCAGCGCCGCCACAGACAGGCCGCCGGGCGCAAGGAACGAUAUCGUUUCGCCCGCCGACCUCGCCGCCCACAGCGAGGCUCAGAAACCCCGGGCGGUCGACGAGCGCAUCGAGGCGGGUGUCAAAGGCGUCACGGAUAAGAAGGGGGUGCCCAAGGCGAUGGGAGGGGCGGGCGAUCGCAAGGGGUUGGAGAAGGUUGGGUUAAAGGAUGAUUGA